AUGGUCCCACACUUCGGAAAUCACGGGUGCAAACAAUUCAUAAAAGGGAAAUCAAUCCGAUACCGAUUAAAAUUUUGGUGUGGAUAUAUUAUUUGGCUCGAACCCUACCAGGGAGCUGGCACGUGUAGUAAGGAUUAUGAGACGAAAGGUAUGGGGUACGGAGUGGUAAUGACUUAUGUUGACCAGUUACUUCCACGUGUUCCAUAUCGAAUAUACUUUGAUAACCUCUUCACCAGCGUAGAACUUCUACAUGACCUAAAAGAGAGGGGCGUGGAAGUAACAGGAACAAUAAGAGGAAACAGAGUUAACAAUUGUACUCUAUCACCUGUAGAAAAAUUGAUAAAAGAAAAUAGAGGAUCAUAUGAAGUUUGUUCUGACUCAGCACCCGGGAUUUCCAUUGUAUGUUGGAAUGAUAACAAUGUUGUUACUGUAGCCACCAACUUUGACAGAGUGUAA
Schistocerca serialis cubense is the source of this 456-nucleotide messenger RNA. RefSeq names its product piggyBac transposable element-derived protein 3-like. The record is from RefSeq and is a predicted model, not a curated record. Bases 1 to 456 code for a protein of 151 amino acids. The transcript has a single exon. Lineage: Eukaryota; Metazoa; Arthropoda; Insecta; Orthoptera; Acrididae. Gene Ontology annotation, molecular function: sequence-specific DNA binding.